This is a messenger RNA of Exophiala spinifera, 1839 nucleotides long. RefSeq lists its product as uncharacterized. The coding region runs from base 1 to 1839 and encodes 612 amino acids. NCBI's taxonomy places the organism in Eukaryota, Fungi, Ascomycota, Eurotiomycetes, Chaetothyriales, Herpotrichiellaceae. The record is from RefSeq and is a predicted model, not a curated record. The transcript is spliced from 5 exons. Gene Ontology annotation, biological process: anterograde axonal transport. Gene Ontology annotation, cellular component: mitochondrion.
AUGGAUACUGAGACGUCUGCCCAAACAGAAGUCCCUAUCAAGGUGACCCAACCUGAGGAUCACGCUCCUCCAUCCCUGGCAGAACCAGCUUCUGGUGCUGUCGCCGAGAUGUCUGGCGCCCUGUCGGCUGAAGACUCCGGGGAGCCGAAAUCGGUCGAAUCAGCAGCGGAACCAGCCACAAAUGGCGCACCUGAAUCGGCCCCAGAGCCACCUAGUGAAGCUGAGCAGCCUACCCCAGCUCCAGAGGCCCCGGCAUCAGCACCGGUUGAUACGGAAACCAAAGAGACAGAGCAAACAGAAGCUCCCCCGACAGAAACAAACGGGACCCCUGCGGAGAAGAAACCUGCUUCCAAGAGAAAGUCUUCGAUUGUUCCCGAGCACAAGGGCAAGAAGCUUAACAAGAAGAAGUCGAUGUCCAAAAUCACACACACGAACGCUCAGCCAGGCGAAUACUACUUCGCUCGCCUGAAGAGCUAUCCACCAUGGCCGUCUAUCAUCUGCGACGAGGAGAUGCUUCCAGAAAUCCUCAUCAACACCAGACCAGUCACAACGAAGAAAGCCGAUGGCACCUACAACGAGGCUUACGCUGAUGGUGGCAAGAAAGAGGGCGAGCGAACAUUCCCAGUCAUGUUCCUGUACACCAAUGAGUUUGCGUGGAUUCAUAACACCGACUUGACCCCUUUGAACCCAGAAGACUGCAAGGAUGUUCCUGAGAAGGGCAAAUCAAAGACGCUCUUGGCUGCGUUCGAAGUCGCUGCCGAGGGCCAUGAUCUCGACUAUUUUAAGAACAUGUUGAAUGAACACAAUGCUGCUAUGCAAGCUGAAAUCGACGCAAAGGAAGCUCGUGAAGCAGAGAAAGCUGCGAAAGCCGACAAGAAGAAGCGCAAGAGCGAAGCUAAAAUCGAAACCGAUGUGGAGAUGGAGGACGCCGAAGCCGCCCCGAAAAAGUCGUCAAAGAAGAGAAAGAAGGAAGCUGACAGCGACGAUGAGACCUCUGAAAAGCCUGCAAAGACUCCCAAGAUCAAGUUGACUACUAGCAAGACUCCCAAGACAGAAGAGAAGAAGCCUAAAGAGAAGGCACCCAAAGCCAAGUCCGAGAAGAGAAAGUCAAAAGCUGCAGUCGAAGACGAAGAAAUGGUCGAUGCCGAGCCCGAGGCCGAGGAGAAGCCUCUGGAUCCAGCAGAGGCGCGAAAGGCUCGCGAGAAAGAAGUAUUGUUCCUACGACAUAGAUUGCAGAAGGGCUUUCUCUCCCGUGAUCAAGCGCCUCAGGAAGAGGAAAUGCCACAAAUGUCCAACUUUAUCAAGAAGCUUGAAGGGUACACCGAUCUGGAAGUCAGCAUCAUUCGCCAGACCAAAAUCAACAAGGUGCUGAAGGCUCUGAUCAAGCUCACCACAAUCCCUCGUGACGAAGAGUUCAACUUCCGGAAGCGAUCACUUGAGCUCCUAACUCAAUGGAACAAAAUCCUCGGUGCCGAGCCUCCUGAGGCGGAGGCUAAGGCAUCGCCCGCAACGAAUGGAGUUCAUGAUGAGAAGACUGAGGACAGCCCGGUCGAAAAGACGGAAGAAAGCAAUGACAAAGGCGAGACUACUGAGGAAAAGCCUGCUGAAGACAAGUCUGAAGAGGCGCCUGCAGUAGCAGAGGCCAAGCCUGCUGAAGAACCCGCAGCCCCGAGUGCAGAGCCUCCUGCUUCAUCUGAAGAGCCAAAGCCUGCUCCUACCGAGGAAAGCCCAAAGGUUGACGCCCCAGCCCCUGUUUCUGCGCCGGAAGUUGUGGAGAAGGUGCCCGAAUCCGCACCGGCCGCUGCAGAGGCAAGCGAAGUUGUCAAGGCGACCGAAUAA